AGUCGACAACAACAGCGAAUGGAAGAUGUACGUGCUGUUUCGUCGCGAUUUAUUCCGAUACAGAAACCUAUUUGGUUGAUAUAAUACAAGUGUUCAAAUAAAUAUAUUUAUGUGAAUAAUAUAAUGAAAAGAAAGUGUAAAUUGUGUUGUUUACUCUGAUGUUAAAGCAAAAUUGGUGUUUCUUUUUUUAAAAUGAAUGGUAAAAUGUAUAGUGAAACCGGUGCUUUCUCAUCUGACGACAUGCGCGCCGAAAUAUUAAAUCCCUUCGUUCAUAAAUUGGAACUAGACAACGCAUACGAUAAAAUAAAGACGGCGAUAUUCACAGUGAUACUACUGCCUUUCCGCGUGAUAGUUAUAUGUUACCUAAUAGUAACUGCUUGGUUUCUUGCUUGCAUCGGCCUCUAUGGUUUGAAUGAAGAAGAUUUAAGAAAAAAGCCUAUGACAGGAUGGCGAAGCAAGCUUCGAUUCUCGAUCCUGUCGCUAAUGAAGCUGGUGGUGGUAGCUGCGGGGUUCCACAGGGUAAGGGUGAAGGGUCGCGUCCACGUGCCGUCGGACUCACGCGAGGCACCGGUCAUCGUGAUCGCGCCACAUUCCACUUUCUUCGAUGCCAUAGCGAUUGUGGUGCUCGGAGCGCCGAGUGUGGUCGCUAAAGCUGAUACUGCAAGGCUGCCUUUUAUAGGACGUAGGUGUUUGUAG
This is a messenger RNA of Diatraea saccharalis (sugarcane borer), 696 nucleotides long. The record is from the annotation of a GenBank genome assembly. NCBI's taxonomy places the organism in Eukaryota, Metazoa, Arthropoda, Insecta, Lepidoptera, Crambidae.